ACGUAUAGCUAUAAAGGGUUGCUUUAAGCUAACCCUUUUUGUUGCUGAAUCCCUUGUGAUUCAUUUUGUUCUCAACUCAAUGCAGAACGUGUUGGUUGGGUUGUUUUUUAGUUCGUGAGUUCAAGGGGAUUCUUUCUCUGUUUCUCUUUGGAAACUGAAUGUUUGUUUUGUUUAAGUUGUUUUGGGAAGUGGGAAGUGUUGGAAUCUUGAAGUUGUUUUCUUUUUUUGAAGCUGAAGAAAGAGUCUGGCUUACCUCAUUGCUUGGAUAAGUUAUGGCAUCUUGUUUAGGAGUUGGGGUGUCAUUGUUUGGAGCUUCAGUUCAAAAGAAUAGGCAUUCAUGGGGAGUGCGAGUAAGAAGUGAAGGUAGAGCUUCAGCUGAUUCAGUUUCAGCUGUGGUGAAUGGAGCUACUGUGGUCGGGGAGGAGGGAAGUUCGUCUUCAAUAGAUAAGGCCAAUGGUUGGUUAAAGUCUAAAGCUGCAGAGAAGAAGAUCAAGUUGAAAGAUGAUGUUCCAGAGAAGUUGGAGCUAUUUUGGGAUGAUGGAUAUGGGACUGUGACUGUUAAAGAUUACUUUGAUACCGCCAAAGAUUUUACUCAGCAUCCUGAUGGCGGUCCACCUCGCUGGUUUUGCCCUGUUUCAUCUGGAUCUCCAUUAAAGGGUUCUCCAAUUCUUUUGUUUUUACCAGGAAUGGAUGGCACUGGAUGUGGCCUUAUCUUGCAUCAUAAAGCUCUUGGGAAGGCUUUUGAAGUUCGGUGCCUACAUAUUCCUGUUCAAGAUCGAACGCCAUUUGAAGGCCUUGUGAAGCUUGUUGAAGAAACUAUCAGGUCAGAGCAUGCUUGUUCCCCAAACAAACCAAUUUAUUUAGUUGGGGACUCAUUUGGAGGAUGCUUAGCACUCGCAGUGGCUUCACGUAAUCCUAAAAUUGACCUUGUUCUCAUUUUAUCAAAUCCAGCUACUUCUUUUGGCCGGUCUCAAUUGCAACCCCUGUUUCCGUUUUUAGAAGCUAUGCCUGAUCUACUACAUGAAACAGUUCCUUAUGUUCUUAGCUUUAUUAUGGGUGAACCAUUGAAAAUGGCAACGGUCAAUGUUGAAAGCAAGCUUCCCCCAGUGCAACGAUUUGAAAAAGUAUCACAAAAUUUGACUGCUUUACUACCAUAUCUUUCGGAUUUGGCUAGCAUUAUACCGAAGGAUACUCUUCUUUGGAAGCUGAAGCUGCUCAAAUCAGCUGCUGCGUACGCUAAUUCUCGACUCCAUGCUGUUAAUGCGGAAGUACUUGUGCUUGCUAGUGGCAAGGAUAACAUGGUUCCAAGUGGUGAUGAAUCCCUACGACUUCGAAGAUCAUUGCAAAAUUGUACAGUUCGCUAUUUCAAGGAAAAUGGGCACACCUUAUUAUUGGAAGAUGGUAUUGGUUUACUGACAGUAAUUAAAGGCGCUCAAAAGUACCGCCGAUCAAGAAAGUACGAUACUGUUUUGGAUUAUCUUCCACCCAGUUUAGCAGAGUACAAUUAUGCUUUUACUCAAGUGACGGGACUAUUUCAUUUUCUCACUGGUUCUACAAUGUUCUCAACUUUGGGAGAUGGAACUGUAGUGAAAGGUCUUUCUGGAGUUCCUAAGGAAGGUCCCGUGUUGCUAGUAGGUUAUCACAACUUAUUAGGAUUGGAGCUAACCCCUUUAGUUGAAGGAUUCUUGAGAGAGAAGAGUAUUUUGGUUCGUGGAGUAGCACAUCCGGAGUUGUUCUUAGGAAACCUCGAGUCUGAAUCUCCUGAAGUAUCUUUGAUUGACUGGGUGAAAGUAUUUGGUGCAGUACCAGUCACUGCUAACAAUCUAUACAAAUUGUUAUCACAAAAGGCACACGUUCUUCUCUAUCCUGGGGGUGCACGCGAGGCUCUUCACUACAAGGGUGAAGAAUAUAAGCUGUUCUGGCCAAAUCAACAGGAAUUUGUGAGAAUGGCUGCUCGUUUUGGGGCUACAAUUGUACCAUUUGGUGCUGUUGGAGAAGACGACAUAGCACAAAUGCUCUUAGAUUAUAAUGACCUCAUAAAGAUUCCUAUGGUUAGUGACUACAUCAGAGAGGCAAAUCAGAAUUCUGCUAAAGUGAGGGAUGCGGACAAAGGAGAGGUUGGUAGCCAGAAUCUUUUCCCGCCUCUGCUCUUUCCCAAAAUACCCGGCCGUUUCUAUUAUCUGUUUGGUAAGCCAAUAGUAACAAAAGGAAGAGAGGAAAUCCUGAAGGACAAGAAUAAUGCAAACCAAUUGUAUGAUCAGGUUAAAUCUGAAGUUGAACAUUGUUUAGCUUACUUGAUUAAGAAGCGGAAAGAGGAUCCGUAUCGAAACUUUAUCGACAGAACAGUGUAUAAAGCCAUUUAUUCCUCUCAACAUGAAGUUCCUACAUUUGACCUAUGAGAAAUGAUUCUUUAAGUUUAAGUUGGAUACAAUCAUUUUAUUCAAGAUUGAAGAACCUUCGGAGGUUUGCUUUCAAAUAUUUCCAUCCGAAUAUGUCAAGUCGUGUUCUAGAAGGAAGAUAUCAACUGGUACGGAUUAUGAGCUUGAUUUUGGCUUUGUUUUCUCCCAUUCUAGCUUUAGGUGCCUGUACUAUAAACAAUUAGGAAUACAAAGAAAGUCCAAACUCUGAUUAAACCACACAAAAAAGGUUACCUUGUAAAUUUUUAGCUUAUUUGGUUACCCAUUUUUUCUAAUAGAUACAUAGCUAUUGGAAGCUUUCCUGUCUUCUGGAUUUGAAUAUUUAGACUUUGGAUGAGUUCAAUGAAGAAAUUGUUAUUGGCCUUGUGAUAUCAAAAAGUAAAAAUUCCGAGAAGUUGGGGUACUGUUUGGUAAUUCAUAAUGGGAUGAAUUUUCAAUGGAAUGUAAUCCAAAACUCAUGUUUGGAUUGAACAUUUUUUGUCUGAUUUGUAAUGUAAAAUUAUUCCGUUCCGACAGUAUUCAAUCCAACCAUUUUCCUCACUA
This is a messenger RNA of Cucumis sativus (cucumber), 2960 nucleotides long. RefSeq names its product acyltransferase-like protein At1g54570, chloroplastic. Gene Ontology annotation, cellular component: membrane. The transcript has 14 exons. Lineage: Eukaryota; Viridiplantae; Streptophyta; Magnoliopsida; Cucurbitales; Cucurbitaceae. The coding region runs from base 273 to 2399 and encodes 708 amino acids. The record is from RefSeq and is a predicted model, not a curated record.